AUGCAUUCCUCUAAGGAGCUGCACUGCUUCACCUGGGAGGAGAUCGGGCAGCGGAACGGGCGGGGGCCGGCGCCGCAGGAGCGCUGGCUGGUGAUCCACAGGAAGGUGUACGACAUCAGCCACUUCUACUGGAGACACCCGGGAGGGGCCCGGCUCCUCGUCAGCCACGCCGGGCAGGACGCCACGGAUGCCUUUGUGGCAUUCCACGUCAACCAAGCGCUGGUGAGCAAGUACUUGAAGCCACUGCAGAUUGGGGAGCUGGCACCAGACCAACCCAGUAUUGAGCCCAGUAAAAAUGAAAUGCUGGUGAAAGACUUCCGGGAAUUGCGCGCUACAGUCGAGAGAAUGGGACUCCUGGAGCCAAACCAACUCUUCUUCUUCCUGCUCCUGGCUCACAUCCUGAUCUUGGAUACAGCUGCCUGGCUCAUCCUCUUCUACUUCGGGACAUCCUUACUGCCCUUCGUUUUCUCCCUGCUGCUGCUGACCAUUUCACACGUCCAGGCUUCCUGGUUACAACAUGAUUUAGGACACCUCUCAAUAUUCAGGAAAACCAAGUGGAACCACUUUCUACACAAGUUUGUGAUGUGCCAUUUGCUUGGGGCCUCGGCCAAGUGGUGGACUCUCCUGCACUCCCAGCACCAUGCCAAACCCAACUGCUUCCACAAGGACCCUGACAUUGAUAUGCACCCUUUCCUCUUCACUUUGGGGAAGAAAUUGUCUGUGGAGCUUGGCAUCAAAAAGAAAAAAUACAUGCCUUACAACCACCAACACAAAUACUUCUUCAUCACUCUUCCUCCGCUCCUGUUCCCCACCUACUUCCAAUGUCACACAUUCUACGUUGCCUACACAAAGAAGUACUGGGUGGACCUGGCCUGGAUGCUGACUUUCUUUAUCAAAUUCUUUUACAUGUACGGAUCUUUAUUAGAAACAAAAAGGCUCCUGGCAUAUUUUUUUAUAUUCAGGAUGCUGGAGAGCAGCUGGUUUGUCUGGGUCUCACAGAUGAACCAUAUCCCAAUGGAAAUCGACUACGACAAGAAUUUGGACUGGAUGUCUACUCAGCUCCAGGCAACUUGCAAUGUGGAGCAGUCGCUGUUCAAUGACUGGUUCACAGGGCACCUCAACUUCCAGAUUGAACAUCACCUGUUCCCCUCCAUGCCACGGCACAACUACUGGAAGGUGGCCCCUCUGGUGAAGUCCCUGUGUGCCAAGCACGGCAUUGAGUACCAGUGCAAGCCUCUGCUCACAGCCUUCGCAGACAUCGUGCACUCCCUGAAGAGCUCAGGAGAGCUCUGGCAUGAUGCCUACCUGCACAAAUAAAGGACAAGGCUUGGUGCUACCAUUCACAGCCUGCCACAACUGCUUUCCCAGCAAGUUGAGGGGCAGGGACCACAAGGGACUCUCUGGCAGAAGAAUGUGAGUAAGGGCUGAGGGAUAAAAUUCCAACAGAGAUGAAGCCACCUGAAUUUUUCUUCUGGUUUUUCCUGGGGUUAUGGUUCAGAUAUGUUAGGAGUCAGCAGGGCAAGCAGAAGGUGAAUUGUUAGAAAAGGGAGGAGCUCUUUGCUGUGUGAGUCUGAGCAUUUCUGAGCCUAGGCAUGGGCUCAAGUCAGAUCAUGAACUGGUGGAGCUGCACACACUCAACUUCACAGCAGAGGCCUCUGACCAUGUUGUUGGGUUUUUUGGGUUUUUUUUCCUUGUGUGGAGGGUUUAAUGCUUGAUAUAGCAUUUG
Molecule: messenger RNA, 1726 nt
Organism: Pseudopodoces humilis (Tibetan ground-tit)
Lineage: Eukaryota; Metazoa; Chordata; Aves; Passeriformes; Paridae
Product: acyl-CoA (8-3)-desaturase
Biological process (GO): lipid metabolic process
Cellular component (GO): membrane
Molecular function (GO): oxidoreductase activity, acting on paired donors, with oxidation of a pair of donors resulting in the reduction of molecular oxygen to two molecules of water
Source: RefSeq, a predicted model, not a curated record